AGGAUUCGGCGGCGCAUUCACGACUUAAACAUGGCAGCGGCUACCAGCGUUGUCGUACUCGACAGAGGCAACAAUACCACCUGCACGAUUAAUUUACACGGAGCUACUGUGGUAUCCUGGAGAGUAAAUAAUCAAGAACAACUGUUUGUCAGUAAGCAAGCGGUAUUCGAUGGGAAGAAAGCCAUUAGAGGAGGCAUUCCAUUCGUUUUUCCACAAUUUGGAGCAUGGACGUUUGGGCCGCCUCAUGGUUUUGCUAGAAUCGUCCGUUGGAACGUAGAAAAGCCACCUGAACGUUUGCCGAGCGGUGACGUCGAAGCAAUUUUCUCUAUUAUGGACAGCGAAUUCACCCGAUCAAUGUGGAAUUACCCAUUCAAAUUGACAUACAGACUGAUACUUCGGGAAAAGGAACUACAUUUUAACAUUGGCGUAUACAAUCCUAGUAAAGAUCAUACGUUUAGUUUUAAUUUAUUGCUGCAUACUUACUUUAAAGUGCCAGAUGUUAGGAGAUGUCAAAUUACCGGCCUUCAUGGAUGCACGUUUAUCGACAAGACGAGAGACAACCAAAUUUUUCAAGAAGGUCGCGACGUAGUGACCGUGUGCGAAUGGACAGACAGAAUUUAUCAGAACACGCAGCCAGAACACAUCAUUACUAACGUCGUAUCCGGUAGGAAAAUGCGAGUACAAAAGUACAAUUUUCCUGAUACAGUGGUUUGGAAUCCGUGGCAGGAAAAGGCUCGUGAUAUACCAGAUUUCGGCGAUGACGAGUUUCCCAACAUGAUAUGCGUGGAAAGCGGACACGUCAGCAGCCCUGUUAUAUUACUUCCUGGAACAGCUUUCGAAGCUAGUCAAAUCUUACAGCCUAGGUUCUCGAUAAAUCUUUAAUUGUCCGGAUUACGCGUGAUUAUCACCAACGACCUUCACAACGAUUCACAAUACCUCUACCUUCGUUGUAUUGCACAGGAGUAUUAUUUAUGUUACAAGUAUUGUUUCGAGCAAGAUGGUACCUUAUUCUACGAAAUAACGAACCAUUUAUCCUAAACGAAGAAAAUUCUCUCAUUUUCUCAUCGCACGUUAGCUAACAUCGCAUGCACGUUCUACGAUCUAGCACUUGUUCGAAAGCAAUUGAUUAGCAACUGCCAAAUACAUCUAUUCUGUAUACUUAUACAACUUACUAUCUAUCUUGCACGACUAAUACUCGAAAAUAGGAAUUAACACCAAUAUUUUUAUGAUACACCAAGGAAUCUAAUAUGCCACGAAACGAAAGAAUACUAAUUUCGAUAAACGACAAUUUGUAAUUUAUUAUAAACAACAAGGAUAAAGAUUAUAGUGAAAUUGUGUAAUUAUUAAUAUCGACUGUAGCAGAUACUAUUUGCAGAUAUAAAGAAACGCGUUGAAUUUAACAAACAAAAACAACGACCUUCAUUUUCUUAAAAAUCCAUUCUAAAAUUAAAUGCUAUUAGAUUAUUUACGUAUUUUCAAGCUACAAAUGAUUCAUAUUAUCGCAGAAUCAGCAACAAAUACACCAAUAGUUUUCUUUCUGAAUAUUAAACUCUGAGUGCGUGUGUGUGUGCGUGUGUAUUUAUUUAUUUAUUUGCUUAUUUAUUUAUUUAAUCGUGAUAAUCGCCUCCUCUCGCAGUGCUAAUGAAAUUUCAAAACGUUCCAUAUGACAGAUAGGAUAACAUGUAAUACAAGCGAGUAUGAGAUGAUAGAGUAACCUAGAUAAAAAUAAAUAAAAAUUUUCGUCAGAGGCUUAGUUUUCGAAAAAACUGACUUUCCAAAUUUCUUCGACACAGAAAAGGAGUCAGUCGGAACACACGACAAGUACGACAAUGACAAUGACCUUGUUUUCGAGUAACAGCUUGCGCCUUCCUACCUUCUUUACGCAGACUUGGAGACAGCUCCUUUACCUACCUCAUUUACCCAUUUGAGAAAUUGCUCAAAAUGACCAGGCCCAGCUUCGGCGGAAGCACGAAUGCAUCGCAUCGCAUCGCAUCGCAUCGCAUCGCAUCGCAUCGCAUCGCAUCGCAUCGCAUCGCAUCGCAUCACAUCACAUCGCAUCGCAUCGUACAUUGUCGCUUAUACGGAUUUUCCGGAAACAUUGCUGACUGCCACGUUGACGACCAAACAGUUUUAACGGACAACCUCAAUGGACCUUUAUAUGUAAACAAGAGAUUUUAAAUGUCUCGAUAACCAAUGAUCGAAUGAAUUCAAACAAGGCCAACACGACUUAGAAGGAAAUCGUUGGUCUAAAAUCCAAGUAAUACCUAGAAUAGAGUAAUAAGCUGCGACUCGAGAACAAGCUCGUAUCGGACAUACACGUUUAUAUGAAUUUUUCUUCUUAUUUUAGCGCGCCGAAUUCUGUUUAGUUAACGAUCGGUCUAAUACACGCGUAUGAUAAACUUUCAAAUUUACUUUACUCAGAAACGAAAAGAAUCACUUUAUGUCCGCUUCUAUUCUGAAUAAUAAUUCAGCUUUGUAUUAAAUUUUGUAUGAAAUAAAUUGCGCGCUUAAACUAACAACUUUACUACAUGUGUACUACAUGUAUAUUGCUUUAAACACUUUAUUUCGAUGCUCGUAUUUCACCUGUUACAGAAACCUUGCGAACGUAAGUGUUUGGACACCUUUGUUAGCCACCUUUGUUAGCCACUUCUGUUUCAAUUUAUCCUUUUCCAUUGUACGAUUGCACUGUUUUUUCACAUUAAUACAUUCAAUAUAUGUGUGUUUGUUUAUGUGCGUAUGUACACAUGUGGGUAUACCUUGUUGUUGAUAGCGUUUCUUUCUGACUUUUCAAGUCAAUAUUUAUGUUCUGAUAUUAUUUAUCCGAUGCUGAUUCUACGAUCUUGUUCUUUUUAUCCAUAUGUAUUACCCAAUUGUACUCCUUGUACGAUUGUAUUAAUUGUAAAAACCGUUAACUUCUUCGCCAUAUUCAUUCGAGUAUUCAAUUCCGGUUAGUACCUUACUUUCGUACGUUCUAGCCUUGUUGUUUCGUGUUUGCAUUUAUGUACCUUAUUUAGAUACCCUUAGAUAUUUUUUAUAAUUUCUUCAGCCAUUUCUAUAGAUAUUCCUUGCCGAUAUGCUCGUGUAGUGCUUCUUCUGCCCAUUUUAUUUAAACAAAUUAAACAGAUCAUACAAAUUAUACAAAUUAAACAUCUCGUAAUAGUUUCAAUUAGCUAUUCUAAUAUUUAUACGAAUUACAUUACU
Molecule: messenger RNA, 3201 nt
Organism: Bombus pyrosoma
Lineage: Eukaryota; Metazoa; Arthropoda; Insecta; Hymenoptera; Apidae
Product: glucose-6-phosphate 1-epimerase
Exons: 6
Coding region: 31-882 (283 amino acids)
Biological process (GO): carbohydrate metabolic process
Molecular function (GO): isomerase activity; carbohydrate binding
Source: RefSeq, a predicted model, not a curated record